Messenger RNA from Rhodotorula graminis WP1, 1116 nucleotides. RefSeq lists its product as uncharacterized. The transcript has 9 exons. Gene Ontology annotation, cellular component: small-subunit processome; nucleolus. Gene Ontology annotation, biological process: rRNA base methylation. The coding region runs from base 1 to 777 and encodes 258 amino acids. The record is from RefSeq and is a predicted model, not a curated record. NCBI's taxonomy places the organism in Eukaryota, Fungi, Basidiomycota, Microbotryomycetes, Sporidiobolales, Sporidiobolaceae. Gene Ontology annotation, molecular function: rRNA binding; rRNA (pseudouridine) methyltransferase activity.
AUGUCGGCGUACGUGCCUGUGAGGCCGACGAGCGAGGGGUGGAAGUUGAGAAGGCCGACCGCGACGAGCGCCCUUCCUGCCCGACCAGGUCCAGGAGAGAGUCGGGACGACUCGACCCGCCGCCUCAUCGUCGUCCUUGAGCAGGCCUGCCUCGAGACGUACAAGCACUCGGCCCCGCCCGGCGCUCGCGGCGGCAAGGGCGAGGACAAGUACUCGCUCCUCAACUGCGACGACCACCAGGGCGUCCUCGCAAAGAUGGGGCGCGACAUUGCCCACGCCCGCCCCGACAUCACCCACCAGUGCCUCCUCACCCUCCUCGACUCGCCCUUGAACAAGGCCGGCCGCCUCCAGGUCUACAUCCACACGGCAAAGGGCGUCCUCAUCGAGGUCAACCCGGCCGUCCGCAUCCCGCGUACCUUCAAGCGCUUCGGCGGCCUCAUGGUCCAGCUCCUGCACCGUCUCUCGAUCCGCUCGAUCAACGGCUCCGAGAAGCUCCUCAAGGUCAUCAAGAACCCGAUCACGGACCACCUCCCGAGCCAGUGCCACAAGAUCACCCUGUCGUUCGACGCCAAGCCUGUCCGCCUGCGCGACUACCUCCCGACAAUCCCGGACACGCACUCGAUCUGCGUCUUUGUCGGCGCCAUGGCUCACGGACCCGACAACUUUGCCGACCACCUCGUCGACGAGAAGGUCGCCAUCUCGGAGUACUCACUCAGCGCGAGCGUCGCGUGCGGCAAGUUCUGCUGCGCGACCGAGGACCUGUUCGGCGUCCUCUAGAAACCGCUCUCGGGCCCCCCUCUCCGCCCUCGUUCCACCGCAGCGUUCCCUUUUCCUCGACCCCUCGUCUCGCCGUUCCUCGUCGUUCCGUUCGUACCCCACGCAUUCGAUUCGUCCUCUCCGCCCGCCCCCGCCUCCCUCGCCUCGCCGCCUCGACUCGCCGAUCCUCCUCGAGCCUCUCCCUCUCCCACCACCCUCUCUCAUCACCUCGCCCGUCACUUGACCGCACUGCGCCCCAUCUAUGAGCGCUCGCGUAGCGCCCGAGCUGCCCUUGCACCUCCCUCGUCCUGGUUCCUCCUCGUCUCUCCUCAAAACGUUGUCACAAGUAGCUCCCCUCCC